Mya arenaria is the source of this 237-nucleotide messenger RNA. RefSeq names its product 17-beta-hydroxysteroid dehydrogenase 14-like. NCBI's taxonomy places the organism in Eukaryota, Metazoa, Mollusca, Bivalvia, Myida, Myidae. The record is from RefSeq and is a predicted model, not a curated record. The transcript has 2 exons. The coding region runs from base 1 to 237 and encodes 78 amino acids.
AUGCCACAUCUGCACAAGACGCGAGGAAACGUGGUCAACAUUUCCAGCAUCAACGGAAUUAUCUCCAACCCAAGACUGAGCAUGUACUCCGCCACCAAGCAAAUGGGCCGAGUUGGUGAGCCUAGAGAAAUAGGACUGGCCUGUAUGUUUCUCGCGACAGAUGCCACGUUUAGCACGGGCAUGGACCUCGUCUGUUCCGGUGGAGCUGAGCUCGGGUAUGGGGUCAAAUUGGACUGA